AUGAUCGCAAAGUCAUGGACCAUUCGACUUGGAGUUCUCGUUCCCUCGUCCAACACUGCUCUGGAACCCCUCACCCACGCCAUUCUCGAUUCCAUCAACGCCCAUCUUGCCAAAUCUCCCAAUCCAGUCAAAGUCAAAGUUACAGCACAUUUCGCCCGAUUCCCCGUAACCACAAUAUCCCUAGACCCAAAUGCGCUUUCUCAAUUCGAUCUGCCACCCAUCAUCGCCGCCGCUAAACUUUUAGCACAUGCGAAGGUCGAUGUGAUAGGCUGGAGUGGCACAUCUGCCGGUUGGUUGGGGUUUGAAAGGGAUGAGGAAUUGUGCAAGGAGAUUGAAAAGGAGACGGGGAUAAAAGCUACAAGCAGUGUGGUCGCGUUGAACAAGGCGCUUGAGAUUUGGGGCCUUAAGAAAUUGGGAUUGAUAACGCCAUAUACGGAUGAUGUCCAAGCAAAGAUUAUAAAGAACUACGAGCGGAUAGGCGUCCAAAUUGGUGCUGCAGAAAAGCAUCUGGAGAUCAAGGAGAAUACAGACAUUGCCCAGGUUUCAGAAGCUGUUCUCGACAGCUGUGUUGAAGAAAUCAAGUCUGCGAAUGAAGUCGAAGCACUCACGACUUUCUGCACGAAUCUUGUGGCAGCGCAGAGAGCACCUUUCUGGGAAGAGAAACACGGAGUUCCAGUAUUCGAUACCGUUACAACUGUUAUUUGGGAUAUGCUACGGAUGUGUCAAUUGGAGAGCAGGAUAAAAGGUGCAGAAGGAUGGGGUAUGAUCUUCGAAAAAUAA
Molecule: messenger RNA, 780 nt
Organism: Hymenoscyphus albidus
Lineage: Eukaryota; Fungi; Ascomycota; Leotiomycetes; Helotiales; Helotiaceae
Source: the annotation of a GenBank genome assembly